Salvelinus sp. IW2-2015 is the source of this 7671-nucleotide messenger RNA. Its product is annotated as zinc finger protein 292-like. The record is from RefSeq and is a predicted model, not a curated record. NCBI's taxonomy places the organism in Eukaryota, Metazoa, Chordata, Actinopteri, Salmoniformes, Salmonidae. Gene Ontology annotation, cellular component: nucleus. Gene Ontology annotation, molecular function: DNA binding; DNA-binding transcription factor activity, RNA polymerase II-specific. Gene Ontology annotation, biological process: regulation of transcription by RNA polymerase II.
UGUCCGUGCGUGUGCAAGUCUGGCAGCGUAACAUCUGUGCGUACGCGGUCGUGAUUGUUGUGAAGAUGGCGGGGGGAGAGACAGAGAAGGAAUAUGACACAAGGAAAGCUAUCGAAGGGCUCCGAGAACGGUUCCAGGAAUUGACCACAACGCUAAAAGAAAGCUCGGAAUCACUGUCUGAGGCCUCUUUGCGUUUCUGCCAGGAAUUCUGCCAGAUCCUUGUGGAACAUGCAGGCCGAUGGAAGACUGAGGAGGAGCCACUGCCUUUACUGGAGGCGUACACAGUGGCCAUACUCAGUUAUGCGAAGGCCACGUCCUGUCUCUCCUCCGAAUGUGAAAAUGUGCCACUCGUUCUUGAAAACCUAGCAAUGAGCUGUCUGGAGCUCCUUCUCUCACUGCCUGAGCAUGUCCCUGGUGCCUUAUGGGGGGAGUUUCAGUCCUCUGUCAAGUUGGCACACAGCCUUUUGCAAGAAAAUGGGAACACACAGCUUCACAUGCUAUCAGCUAUGGCACAGGCGCCUGGUGUGUGGAACAACACCACUCUGUGCAGCAUUCUGUCUAAUGAGAUACCUGAAAUUGACAGAGUUAAUGAGUUCCUGCAGAUGGAAGGUCCUACACUCCUUAAUAUGCGAAUAAAGCACCUUAUCAAACAGAAUCGAACAGAGAAAGCAGCCGUCUUAGCGAAGAUGUGCUCGGAGUAUCCAGACUACGAAYGAAAAGGGAACUUCAAGCAGACAUACUUUGUUUGCCUGUGUGUGACAAAAACACAAGAACAACUCAUGCAAGAGAUCACGCAGGUAGACUGUAAGGAUGCAUUGGAGAUGAUUUGUAACCUGGAGUCGGAUGGGGAUGAAAAAGGAGCCCUUUGUUUGUGCUCUGRGUUCCUCAAGCGGCAGCUUCUCCAGGGAGAUGUGUAUUGUGCCUGGGAGCUCACACUAUUCUGGAGUAAGCUUUUAAUGCGGUCAGAGUCUUCAGCAGAUUCAUUUCUUGAUCAAUGCAGAAAGUUGGUCCUGCUAUCAAGGAACGUCUGUCAUAUCCUCUUCCUCAUCAAGGUUAUCCAGUCCGAGGUUGGAGGAGUGGGACUGCCUGUGUGCAUUGAAAUGUGCAUUCGAGCUCUACAAAUGGCAUCCAGUGACAACACAGACAGCAGGACAACCAUCUGCAAAACUAUUUCCUGCCUUUUGCCCACUGAUUUCGAGGUGAAACAGGCAUGCCAACUAACAGAGUUCCUCAAUCAGCCUACUGUGAACUCAUAUUAUGCUGUUGAAUCACUCUAUAAUGAACCUGAUGAAAAGCGUGAGGAUGAGAAUCUUCCAGUACCCAACUCACUACGCUGUGAGUUACUGUUGGCCUUGAAGACACAGUGGCCUUUUGAUCCAGAAUUUUGGGACUGGAGAACCUUGAAGCGCAAUUGUUUGGCAUUGAUGGGUGAGGAGGCAUCCAUUGUGUCAUCUAUUGACACUCUCAAUGACACUGAUGAGGGACUUGAGGAUGAUGCAGCAGAAACGGGUUCAGAGUUCAAAGACCUUGAGGAUUUUAUUUUGAACACAACAAAUGAAUUGAAUGAAAUUGCAGAUGAAAAAGAGAAAAAUAGGGAAGCUAAGAAAUUAAGGGAGAAAGGGUUUGUUUCGGCAAGAUUUAGGAAUUGGCGAGCCUAUAUGCAGUAUUGUGUUCUAUGUGAUAAAGAGUUCCUUGGCCACAGGAUAGUCCGUCAUGCACAGAAGCAUUAUAAAGAUGGGGUCUACACCUGUCCAAUUUGUGCUGACAGCUUUAACACUAAGGAGAUCCUUGAGCCACAUGUAGCAUCACAUGUAAAGCAAUCUUGCAAAGAGCGACUUGCUGCAAUGAAAGCAACUAGGAAAUUGCCCAAGCCAAUGCAAUCCACCAGCAGUCAUUGGAAUCAUUUGAAAGAUAGAGCUGUCGUUAAGCUUGAGGCAGAGACCAAUAUCAUUCCAAAUGAUGCUAAUUUUCUGGAUGGAAAUCACAACAGUGCUGAAACUGUCAUAGUCAAUACUCAAAAUCCUGUACAAACUACGGMCAGUCCUCCAAAGCCUGUACAAACUAGAUAUGAAGCUGAAUUUACAGAGGAUUGUGUCUGCCCUGUUACAUACUGUCAGAAGGUAUUCAAGUUUUUUCGGAGUCUUGUAACGCAUGUAAAAGCCCACAAAAAUGACGAGGAAGCAACACGUUUUUUGGAYAUACAACGACAGAAGGUUGUGUGUCAGUAUUGUCGUCGGCAGUUUGUUAAUGCCAGACAUCUGAAUGAUCAUUUGCAAAUGCACUGUGGUGCUAAGCCAUACUAUUGCAUACAGCUGAAUUGCACAGCCAGCUUUCACUGCAAUUCGGAACUUCUCAUGCACAAAAGACAACACACUGACUUUAAGGCACGGUGUAUGUUCCCUAAUUGUGGAAGGAUUUUCAAUGAGGCCUACCUGUUGUAUGAUCAUGAGGCACAACAUUACCUUACAUUCACUUGCAAAAUAGCUAAUUGUGGGAAGAUUUUCUAUUCACAGUCCCAGCUAAAUUUGCAUCAGCAGAACCAUGAUACAAAUGAAGUGCCCAUCACAAGUGAGAAUCAUCCUGAACUUAAAAUGGAAKCUUCCACCCAGUGCUCCGCUAGUCAAGAGGAAACCUGCUCUGCCUCUGUCAUUCUAGAUCAGAAGACUGCACAUGAUUAUGUGAAGGAAGGAGUAGUUAAAUCAGGUUCGUCAACAUCAACAGUUCCUGAGAACCCAAACGGCACAGUGAAAAUAAAACAUUCAGUCGAGAGCAUGUUGAAUUCUGUUAUCAAUCCUAGAAAGGAGUUACAGAAGUGUUAUGUUCCACUCAUCAAAACUAAGCUCGGAUUGGAGAAUGCAAAACUAUCUCCUGAUGUCCCACUCCAAGAUAUGAUUGCCAAUUGUGAGGAUCAAAAUCACUGUGGAACCAAUCCCUUGAAAGGGUAUCCAAAAGAGGACKUGGAUAACCAACCAACUGAAGCUGUUCAGAAAGUGUUACCACAGGCCUUUCCUCUACCAGAAAUUAAGAGRGAACCCCCGUUUUUGCUACAUCCAUAUGAAAGCACUCCUGRAAUAACUGGUAGAGAUGAAGAUGCACAUAGUUGUCCACUUGAAGCAUGUGACCGCAAAUACAGUACCCCCAAAAGUCUCUCCCGACAUGUAAAGAAAAARCACCCAGUUAUUUUUGAAGACUGGAAACUGGCUAAGAAGUACAAGAAAGUUGCCAAAAUAACUUCGAGAAAGGUUCCYUCCGUGAACAGGACUUCAAAGGACCAAACAUCACUUCAUCAAGUAUCACAAUGCAGAAAUACUGGACUACAGCAGUUCGAAUAUCCGAUGGCAUGUUCAAGUUUACCUGCUGUUUGCCCUCCUUGGGAAGCCCCACCAAAUCAAACUGGGCUAAUGCAGUCAGAGAUGGGUGAAGCGUGGACAUCUACAUUGAACAAUUGCUAUGCAGAUGUCUUCCAUCCGAAUGAAUACACCAAUAAGAGUGUAACUCCUUGGCAAUCAGAAUCUCAUCCAACUGGCUAUCCAUUAGAAAGGGGCAGAGAACAUACACCAGCAAAUAUGCAUGGCAGUGCCAUCCAUCCCAUUAAAUCYGAAUCAAGUUUGAUGAAUCAGAUGUCAGAAUAUGUGUCAAGCUCGCUUAUGCUGGAUAAUGGAGGACACAUGCACAGUGGAGGACAACACUAUGGGAUAAUUAACUCUGGGGUUAAUACAGAUAGUGUUGAUGUUCCCCUAAUGAGAAAAAACUAUUCCAGUAUGUUUUCCCAAGAAAGUAGUGGUAACAAUUUGUCAGCUGGAGGUUUCCUUGCUUCAUAUGUCCCAGAUGACUCUUCCAAUCUUAAUUCAAGAUCAAGGCCAUCAACAGACAUUCCAAGCAAUGUAUUGAGUCAUGAUGGCCAAGUAGCACCAAGAAACACAGUGGAGAUGACCAACAUUGAGAACAUAACCCAUUUUCCAUCACCCAGUUAUGAGAAUCAGAUGAACAGCUCUGUAGAUGACAUGCUUCUUAGUCCACAUGCUUCUAUCCAAACAGAUUUCUCGUAUGAUGAGAACACAUGUCAUGCAGAAUCUGAAGCUAUCCCUGCAGACGACAAGAAUGCUGUUCAUGAGACACAGACAGUAAAACGCUGCAGACUCAGCAAGAGAACGAAAUGGCCUGCUAUUAUAAAGAAUGGUAAAGUAAUCUGCCGAAGAUGCUUUAGAGAAUUCUCAAGCACGAAAUCUCUCGGAGGUCAUCUUUCGAAACGCUCCCAGUGCAAACCAUUAGAUGAAAUGGAUUUAACGGAUGAUUUGCCUACAUCAUUUCUCGACUUUCUCAAUGACCCAAAUGUUCCUGAAACCAAUGGCUCAACAAACAACUUGGUAAKUGUUGAAAUCCCACAGGAAGUUGUUGGUAAUCUCUCCACACCAAAUACCUCUGAUUUGGCACAAAAGGAAACCUCAAAACCACUGGAUUCUCAUUCAUUAAACACCUUUCCUUCAGUUUUGACAGGUGGACAAUCUAAACUCUGCCCAAAUAAAACAGGAGUUUGGAUAGAAUUGAUACAGUCAAAAAAUAAUGUUGGUAGUCAGCAGAAGGAGGAAAAGUCAAAUGAUAGUCUUGCUGAAAAAAGGUCAAAUACAACUUCCAUUGCAGCAUGUCAAGAUGACAAGGUUAUAGAAAUUCAAAAUGCCUUACAAAUGUUGGAUUUAGUUGAAGCUGCACAUGAGAAAAGUUUGCAGGAAAAUUGUUCCUCAAAGUACAAUGACCGCCAAAGCAAUGCAAUCUCAAGCGAUAAUGUCAUGCAAAAAGAUAGUGAUCAAAGCAUGACAACAAAACUGAUUAUGAAGGAGGACCAGAAUCGUGACAAUGGCCCCAAGCCGUUCAAGUGUGAAAUGGAUCAUUGUGAAUAUGGGUUCAUGACCAAAGAGGCAUUGUUCAGACACCUUGCUCGAGUUCAUGAUUACACAAUUGAGAUGAUUGAGYACCUCAAGAAAACCCCAGUCAAAUUCUCUCCAUAUCCUUGUCACAUUUGCCCGAAAACAUUUACCAGAACCACAGGCCUAAGAAUUCACUAUGAAAAGGUUCACCACCUGACACAGGCAGAGAUGAACAAGUUAAAGGUUGGAAGUCGCAAAAAAAAGUCAAGCAACUCUACUAUUGAAACAGAGGUAGAGAGUAGUAAUGGAACUGGAUCUUCGGUUGUGUCGACUUUAAUCAAACAAGAGCCACUUGAUAUUGACAUUGGCUGUCCAAUGCAAAGCACAAAUCAAGAGGGACAUGCACUGUCCUCUGAGAUCAUUACAGCAGGAGAUGUAGUACAAGAGGAUUCCUUCCAUCAGUCAACAGUUGAGAGAGUGCAAUCACCACAAGAUACUCUGGAGGACCUUGACAAGUCAUUUUACCAGUUAGAAUCACCAUCAAAGACAGGAUACACCAAGAAUGAGCCAUCAAUGACAGCCAUGCAAACGAACCACACCCCAGUGUUGAAGCAGAAAUUCGGUCAAGAUGACACACUAAAAAAGGGACCGGAAGCAAGUUCGAACACUAAAUAUUUUAGCCAUGCAACAGAGGCGAUAUCCAGCCAGGCUGUGAAACCCUCACCUGAAAAGGCAAGUUGUUCAAAAUACACAAUAUCUAAAGAUGAGGUUCAUGUACAAAAGAAAGAAAAGUUUCAGAAAAGGUUGGGGAUUCAACUGUGUGAUGCUGACAAUUCUUUCAGUCCAUAUAGGCCGUACCGUUGUGUUCAUGAAGGAUGCGCUGCAGCUUUUACGAUCCAGCAAAAUUUGAUACUUCACUGUAGGGCUAUGCAUCAGUCAUCCCUUCCCCUGCCUUCAGGAGACCUUGAUACUGAUAUCCCUGGUCAACAAGCUGCUGAAGUCCCGAAUAAUGAAAUCAGAUGUCAAGUGAAAGACUGUUCAAGGAUAUUCCCGGGGAUCACAACCUUAGUGCAGCAUUACCUCUUGCUUCAUAAAUUCACUCGCGAUAAAGCCACUGUUAUGAUGUCAAGCAUCAAGGUAGGGACAUUCCAGUGUGACCGGUCAGAAUGUACACUCUCCUUCACAUCUGUGGAGAAAUACAUUGACCACAUAAAAAACUUUCACAAGGAAAUAAACAUCUCUGAGAGAGGCAGUGUGGAUCAGACUUUCAAGUGUGAGUAUGAUGGCUGUGACCGGGUCUACACUACAAAGUCAAACCUCCUUCGRCAUGAGAUGAAAAAGCAUAAUUUAAUUUAUAUUCCCAGAACACAGCAACAGAGAACAACAGGCGUCAUUCCCAACAAUGGUAAAGAGAACAUUGAAAACAAAUUCAAAGUGAAGAAGAAAAACACUAAGAAGAAAGAUGACAAAUCACCUGACCACUGGACUAGCUUUGGAAAACCCUCUCUGAAAUCUAUGGAUGAAGCAUCUGCCAUGUGCACAAAAAACUUCUCUUUGCAAUACCCAUGCAUGAUAAAAGGCUGUGAUGCUGUUGAGAGGGCUGAACGGAAUAUAUUCAGACAUUACACCACACAUGGCCUCACUGAGCGAUAUAUAGAGGAUCAGAGAAGCCAGUUCAUUUUCUGCAAAAAGUACCCACGCUCAAGAUUCAAAGAUGCAAACAAAUCCGAGGGUAUGUCAACAGACACCUCCGCUGAGGAGACGGACCCUAAUGAGAGUGAACCUGAGAUUUCAAAGACCAACUGUCAGGGGCAAGAAGCGUUGGAUGGUAUCAUUCAAGCAGAGGCUAAACUGUCAACUGAUGCUAGUUCUGAAUCCCAGUCUUCUACUUCAGAGGUCAAAAAGAGGGGGCGUCCCCUAAAAUCGGAGCGGCGAGCAUUAGCUUGUCCGGACAGAAGAUUGACUCUGAGAAAUCGUUCAGCAGAUAAAGUUUACCAGUUGACAGACACUUCAGACCAGAGCUUCACUGCUUCUCAAGAGGAAGAAACGGAGGAUGGUGUUGCACUGGACACUUUGUUAAAGUUCCUGGAAACUUCACCAUCGACCCACACUCCCAAAAGAAAAAUGAGUGGAGGUUCAAGAACGGAGUUGCCAUUAAAACAGCAGCGUACCUUUCAGCAGAAGACGGCCAACAUUAUAUGCGAAACACCUGAUAUAUUUAUUGAAGCCUGUCAAAACCUUGUAGACUUCAGAAAUCCUCUCAGUCUUCAAUCGGUGAACAAUGUGAAGAUAGUAAUGGACAAAACCUUUUCCAAUGGUGCUGAGCGUUUGCUAAAGCAACUUCAAGAUAUGCGACCCAUGGUUUUAAUAAAAAAGUGGCUUCAUAGUUGAUGGAUUGCUCACAGCCUGUUUUUAUUUUUUACUCUUAACUCAGGAUUAGAAAAGUAACAUGCUGCAAACAUAUGUUAAUAUUGUUCAGAUAUCAAAUGGUUAACUGUUUUCACCAUUAAACAAUUGAAGGAGUAUUUUCUACUUAUUAUGGUUGAUUUUAAAUUUGGGUAAUGUAUGUUAGUCAUAUAAGAACCAGGUAAUCUAUAGGGAACAUAGACUUUAGAACAUGUUUGUAUUUAUGAGGCUUCUAGUACUAAAAUUGUUUUUGCUAAAUGAAGAAUUUUAAGGAAAAACAGUUUUUAUAUAUCCCUAUGGGAUUAUAUUUUUUGUUUAUUUAAAUGUUUCGACACUAGUAUCUGUAAUAUUUACAUGUCUUCCACAAAGUGUUAAAUAAAAUAACUGUUUGCCUUUGUAA